UCUUCUUUCGAAAAAUUGCCGCACAAUUAUUCAGUCUUCUGAUCGUUCCAAGCUGCAAAAUUACUAGCGCAUCGAUCAACGGGUUAAAAAGACAAGAACAAAUGGAGUGCAAUUGUGUCGUCGAUAUUUCAUAACGUGAUAAUGCGAUCUGAAAUAUCGUGGUGAUGGUGUGAAUUGAAGGUGCUUGAAUGCGCAUUCAGUUCCAUUCGGCCGGGAUAGUUUUAAUUUUAUUGUCACCGCGUUAUUUGACGCCAUGCUGUCAGUAAUGGCGUCUAAGUGCAUUGUUAAGGAAAGGCACGGAGGGGUAAAUGGGGAACAUGAAAGGGCACGAUAUUCGUGUACCAAAGGGGAUAAUGCCAAGGUAGCGAGGGUAAUGAAGGUAUUUGUUAAUGGAUUUCGCUGUAAAAAUGUAAACAUAUUCUUCAUUCGAAUUCUUGGAAUUCUAUUAGGGAAGGUCUAUUCCCAGAAGCGACAUUUUUCUUUUUAUCCAGGUAUAUUCUUGAACCGACGACACGAGCGUGCUCGUUCGAGCGAUCACCGCACCACCUACACAUCCAUCUCCCCAAGGAAAGAAGCAUCGACCGCUAUUCGGUCCCCAGUACUUAAUUAUUCUUGCAAGUGGCACCGGUGUCUUAAUUAUCACGCGCUUUCAGCCCUUUUAAGGGAUACCUUUGGCAGAAGUGGCGAACCCGGCUAAUUGCAUUGCCAAAGAGUACUAAAGGUGGCGUGACAGCGUUUCUUAAUUGAAACUACAACCUUCAGAACCACAAGUUCUUUGUCAGAUAAUCUUAUAAGCAAAUAUUUUUCCAAAUUUCCUUUCGUAUCGAUUCAAUAUUUCCAAUUCUUUGAUCAUGUAGCUUUGAUGAUUAAGUUAGGUUAGAUUAAGUUAAUUUUAUUAGGUUAAUAAUGUAUAGAUGGUGUAUUUUUCCUGAUAGCAAAUGAUCAUGUGGCAAAGAAGCUUUAGAUAUUGCUGAAAAUCUUACAAAAUCAAGAAAUAGAUAUUUUUUUU
Messenger RNA from Apis dorsata (giant honeybee), 1009 nucleotides. RefSeq lists its product as uncharacterized. The record is from RefSeq and is a predicted model, not a curated record. NCBI's taxonomy places the organism in Eukaryota, Metazoa, Arthropoda, Insecta, Hymenoptera, Apidae. Bases 254 to 697 code for a protein of 147 amino acids. The transcript has 3 exons.